Molecule: messenger RNA, 997 nt
Organism: Leptopilina heterotoma
Lineage: Eukaryota; Metazoa; Arthropoda; Insecta; Hymenoptera; Figitidae
Exons: 3
Coding region: 335-796 (153 amino acids)
Source: RefSeq, a predicted model, not a curated record
UAUUCUUGACUCGCCUUUCCUUCCAUCGACUGUGUCAGACAUCGUUUGAAAAUUGCAAAUGGUUGCGUUGUAAACACAUGAUUGCACACGAAUGCGGCUCAUUGGACCACUUAUCUGUCAAAAGUAGUGAGAGUUGGCUGUAUUAGCAAUGCUCUAAAAAUUGCCUUUGAAAAAAAAUUCACUUUCUUCUAAUUGUUCGCGAUAGAAAUAUUUUUAUUAAAAACUCCAAAAAAAAAAUUUCUCUUUUUUUUCUCUCUUUUAUUUAUUCAGUUCUCUACCUAACCCUUAUUAUGUGAGUUAUAUGUGUUUUGUAAUUUGAACUGCGGUGAAAAAUAUGUGGCGAGAUCGAGGAUUUUUUUGUUACCUCAUUGUUGUCUCUUUUCUUCUAUCACCAUGCACUUCAGAAUGGAAGCCAAAGGCUUGCAACGCACAGGAGAUAAUAACAUCAUGUGGAGAAUUGGAGCGAUGUGUUAUGAGCUCAAAGCCAAACGGCACAUCUUGGUGUCAAUGUUUACGAGGCUAUGAAUUGCUGGAUGGAAAGUGUGUUCAAGUGCCAACCACAGAGAAGGUUCCCACCUCGACAACAAGGCCUGAGAACAAAUCAAGCUCCGGAGGCAGUUCAGUGGCCGCUGGCUUAAUAAUUCUAACGUUCCUCGUAAUUCUCGGAGCGUUCGUUUACAUUGGUGCUCGGCGAUACAAAUGGCUCCAGAGAUUCAGACAGUAUCGUCAAAAUCGCUACGGCAACGUUCUAGUAACAAGAGACGACACCGACGACGAUGAUCCUCCGAUUUCCUAAAUCAGGAAAAAUCACCUUCUCUAGAAAUAAAUUGCCUCGCACGCCUGCUAUCAGUGCCGACCAAAAAAAAAAAAAAUAGUCGCGACAACUAAUGAGCCACUUUGUCUCCUUAGUUCUCGCAAUUCGAUAACAAAAUUCGUCAUGAAUCUUUAGACAAUAUUGCAAAAUUGAAUUCUUUUUCUCGGCGUUUUUGAAUAAAUA